AUGAAGACCAGACUAAGUGAAGACGGCACCAAACUUGUGGCAACCUACGAGCUGCAUCCUUUUGACUUCGAUCGAUCAGGUAGGGUGCAGGUGUGGACUUACCUGAGAAUGCUGGAGUUCGCCAGAAUCGCCGCAAUCCAGCCUCUGAUCAAGGAACACACCGGGACUCAGAACGACGGGUCAACAGCUUUCGUGCGCUACCAAGAAGUGGAAUUUUCCCCACGAUUCUAUACCAUUGUAAAACCCAACACUUCCUUGGUUAUGGCUGUUGGGAUCAGCUAUGUCGGACGUUCUUCGCUAAUCUACGAUUAUGGUAUCCGUAGCAAUGCAAGCGAUGACAUCAUCGGUCGCAGCUUCACUCAGAUGGUCCGAGUGAACCGAAAAACGCGUCGACCAAUCGCGUGGCCCGACGCAUUGAUCGACAGGUUUAGUAACGAAGGCCAGGAUAGGCCAGUUGUUCCUGGACCAUUUGAACAAAUCCCCGAGCCAGCAUUUGUGUGUAAAGUAAGAGUGAGUAACAGUGAUAUAGAUGUGAGGAAACACACCAACCAGUCUGUGUAUCUGAGGUACUGUUUGGAUGCAGCCGCUAUUGCUGCUCGUAGGAACAGUUUUUCUGUCAUCAAAGACAUAGCUCUCUGUCCAAUCAGAAAAGUUGGUAUUUUGUACCAGAGAGAGGCUCUGUUAGGGGAUGAGCUGACACUGGAAAUGUGGGAGGAUCAGGGUUGUCACCUGACACCCUGGGUGCUCGCUCUCCUGAUUGGCUACGCCCGUCUGGCCACCCUCACGGAAAAAUCCGUCUUCCUCCUUCCGGGCUACUUAAAGACGAUCACCAGUUUCUUGCGUUACCAAGAGUUUCACAUCCAACCCGGAUUCUACACUGACGUGAGGCAAGACUCGACUGUGGUGGUGACUGUUGGGGUCGGCUAUGUCGGCAAGACGUCGUACGAGUUAAAGGGAGAUGUCAGACUUGCAGGUUCAGCGGUGUUGCUGUGCCGGUUCUCAGUCACCAGUGUUGUAGUCGACAUCACAACUCGGCGGCCGGUCGCCCUCCCCGAAUCCUUACGACAGAAAGCGACAAGUCCCCGGCCAAACCCCAGCCUACCCUUUCCAUCCACAUUACCUUCUGUGCAUUCGCAACAGUUCGAAGUGCGGGAGAGCCACUUGGACUUUAACGGUCACACCAACCAGUCCAACUACAUCAUGUUUUGCUACAAUGCGGCCGCAUUCGCUACAAAGGCCGGGAGAUACCAUUCGCUUAAGGGGGACCUGUUUUCCGACUAUCGGGUGAAGAAAAUCGCCAUGUUGUACCAGAAUGAGGCUCUCUUGGGGGAUUUGUUGAACGUGGAAUCGUGGGAAAUACCAAAGUUGGUGACCUUGGGUUUCAAGGUCAAACGUGGGGAGGAUGAGGUAGUCCAGGGUUUGUUUGAGUUGUAUGGAGAGCAGAGGGCAAAACUGUGAAUGGGAUAGGGAACAGAACUAUCGCAGAGUGGAACUCGCUGUCACCAAGUACAGUAAGGGCAUUGUCAUGAGAUAGCUUUAAACAGUGUCUAGAGUUAGA
This is a messenger RNA of Branchiostoma belcheri (Belcher's lancelet), 1558 nucleotides long. RefSeq lists its product as uncharacterized. The coding region runs from base 1 to 1458 and encodes 485 amino acids. The transcript is spliced from 4 exons. The record is from RefSeq and is a predicted model, not a curated record. NCBI's taxonomy places the organism in Eukaryota, Metazoa, Chordata, Leptocardii, Amphioxiformes, Branchiostomatidae.